ACUUCGCAAACGGACUGGAGACCACCACCACCACCACUCCACGACCGCUAGAAUGAACGCAAGAGCUUCCGAGAGCUUGGGACUGGUACUGUGCGCGCGCGGAGCGGGCAGUUCGGAGAUAGGUGACGGCGAGGAAGCGACACGUCGGGGAGUGCCUUUAACCAAGUCCCAAACCCUAGGAGGCCAUGUUACGACAGCGCCAUAUCGCUUUCAGCAUAGCAACGCCAGCAAGCUAGCCUGCUUAGUCUUAACCCAGCGGAUGCGAAGACGGCAGAUUCAGAGGGCGGCUCUGGCGAAGAAGAAAGUCAGCCCGAUGUUUAGAGGGCAAUAAGGAAACCAGGAAACCAAAUUCUGGCGGUAGCGGCUCCCCCGAGAAGUAGAUAAAAGAGAAGCCGCGGAGGUGCACGCAAGGCGUAGAUGGGCGUCACGCUGAUGGCAACAUGAAACGCCUGAUAGUGCCCAGGUGGUAGAGGAGAAGGUCGAGGAUUCCUCGCAAAUUUCUAACAGGAUCAGGCAGCUGCAAAGCCGUUUACUGGUGCGCUAACUACACUAUAGGCCGCUCCAAAUAUUCAAACGUAGCACCGAGUCCCUCGAGCACGCCGCUACAUCGGAGGCCACCAUCAGCAAUAAUGGACAGCAAGGAAACGGCGGCUAGCUUUCACUGAUCUGUAACUGCCGACGAGCUGUCUUCCCUUCGCUUCUGCCCUAGGGAACCACAGGAACUUCCUCCAGCUACUACCUUUGGUGCGUUGGGAAGUGC
Trematosphaeria pertusa is the source of this 760-nucleotide messenger RNA. RefSeq lists its product as uncharacterized. The transcript has a single exon. The coding region runs from base 53 to 331 and encodes 92 amino acids. The record is from RefSeq and is a predicted model, not a curated record. NCBI's taxonomy places the organism in Eukaryota, Fungi, Ascomycota, Dothideomycetes, Pleosporales, Trematosphaeriaceae.